GAUAUGGUACGAUAUACAUGUGCAGUUCUUAUCGCGAUGACCUAUAUACACGCCCACAGUACAUUAUGGAUUUAAUAACAGUGGUUGUGCUAACAUGUUCAAUUAUUAUUGUGAAAUUCUUGCUCAAAGGCGACCCAGAGUCUAUCAAUGGAGUUUAUUCACAGCCAAACAAGUGGUACUGGAUAAAAUUCUACGGGUUUAAAUUUAUUUUGUGGUUAAGAAAACGCGAGCAAAAUAAGGUCAACGGGGAAAAUGCAGGAAUGGGUCGAAAAUCAAGAAAUUCGCCAGAAGAAAUGGAUAAAGCACAAGUUCUACAUAAGGAGCAUCCGAAGGCGGUGGAUGCUGUGUACCUGACCGGGAGUAACAAAGACGGCCAGUUCCUUGUGACAGCAACAGCACGACGUCAUGGCAACCACGUGCAAACCAUUGUCUAUCUUAGGUUACCGGAUGUCGGCUUUCUAGAGCUGCCUUCGAUGCCGGACACGUCUCUGAGAGGGUCACAGGAAGGCGAGUACGCGGCAGGGGGUCUCCACAUCCGGCCCAUGGAAACCAUGAAGACGUGGAGCAUAAAGUUUGAUGGCAAACUCAGACAAGUGUCGUCUGGAAAACUUCUCAACGUGACCUUUGACCUAACUUGGACGGCUUGCACGCGCUACUUCGAUUUUGACAUCGACCUUCAUCCUGACACGUUGUGUGAUGCUAUUGCACGAGAAAAGUGGUCCAGGACUUUCUUCGACACGCUUAAAACAAUCCAUCAGACCCAUUACGAGCAGUUCGGGGACACAAGAGGAACCGUCCACAUUGAGGGCCAUGACCCCGUAACCUUCGAUGUUAGGGGAGUCAGGGACCACUCUUACGGGAACAUCCGGAACUGGCGACAGCUCCACCGGUACUGCAUCCAGUACGCGAGUUUCGAGGACGGGUCCAACCUCAACAUUUCAGCCAUAUCCAUGCCCGCCACGACAUCUAGACUUCAUUGCGGGUUUCUGUUCCACCCUGACGGCAGCCUGGACAAAAUGUCUUGGUGUGACCUUGAAUUCCAUCACCUAGGUGACGACGGCACGCCAGUGACUGACUUCACCAUCAGGUUUAAAGCCGGCGACAAGACGCGCACCGUGACGGCGAAGGUUCUGGACACACGUCAGUUCUACAUCGGUGACGGCAGAGACGCCAAGAUAUUCGAGCGCUAUGUGCGAUACGAGAUGGACGGGGUGGUGGGGUACGGACUCAGCGAGUGGGAAUACGUAAACAACGACGGAACAGACCCACAGAACAACAUGGGACUGAACUUUUGAGACCAACACAGGCUACAUUCGCGGAUUUGGGAUCUCGAGUUAAAGGGGGUUGUUCAUGAUAUGAACCGCGUCAUGCGAAAAUCGAUCUUAUGCCUGUGUAGCUACAGACCAGCAUGUGCAAUCUGGUGAUUAAUCACGCUGUCUGCUGAAAAUCACGCAAAGUUUUGUGGUCUGAUUAGCAUACAGGGUAACUCCUGACCAGACUGCGCGUAUUCAUAUGGCUUAAGACCCAUUCCGCAUGACGCGGGACUUAUUCAGGAACAGUAAAACGCUUUCUGCUACCUUUAUGGGUUUGCCAAGAAAUCAGCAGUGUAUCGACAGCAUCCGCAAACAUUUGAAAAGAAAAAACUGAUGGUUGUGAUGGACACCAAAUGAAUAAAACAUAUAGGUUCCAACUAAAUACUUACAUAUUGUGUUUUCAUGUAUUUUGACGCCUAUAGUCGAGUAUAAGACAAUUGUGACAACUGGUAAGUGGCUUUUCGAUUGUUUCUCCAAGAGAGAAAAAAUGUCAUGUUAUCUGAUUAUUGAAAAGUAUUAUGUUAUUUCAUUACCCGUGAAUUAAAAUGGCUUAAUCAAUGACAAUCUGUAUAUUUUUAGCUCACCUGACCACAACGAGCUAAUGGUGAGCUUUUGUGAUCGCCUUUUGUCCGUCGUCCGUUGUCCGUCGUGCGACAUCAACAUUUGCCUUAUUCACUCUCUAGAGGCCACAUUUAUUGUCCAAUCUUCAUGAAAUUUGGUCAGAAGAUUGGUUUCAAUGAUAUCUUGGAUGAGUUUGAAAAUGGUGACGUUUGCUUGAAAAACAUGGCUGCCAUGGGGCGGGGCAUUUUUCCUUAUAUGGCUAUAGCAAAAUUUUGUUAACACUCUAGAGGCCACAUUUAUUGUCCGAUCCUCAUAAAACUUGGUCAGAAGAUUCAUCCUAAUAAUAUCUUGGACGAGUUCGAAAAUGAUGUCAGUUGGUUGAAAAGCAUGGCCGCCAGGGGGCGGGGCAUUUUUCCUUAUAUGGCUAUAGUAAAACCUUGUUAACACUCUAGAGGCCACAUUUAUUUUCCGAUCUUCAUGAAACUUGCUCAGAAGAUUUGUCCCACUGAUAUCUUGGAUGAGUUCAGAAAUGGUAACCUUUGCAUGAAAAACAUGGCUGCCAAGGGGCGGGGCAUUUUUCCUUAUAUGGCUAUAUAUGACUAUAGUAAAAUCUUGUUAACACUCUAGAGGCCACCUUUAUUGUCCAAUCUUGAUGAAAUUUGGUCAGAAGAUUUUUCUUAAUGAUAUCUUGAAUGAGUUCGAAAAUUGUUACGUUUGCUUGAAAAACAUGGCCGCCAAGCGGCGGGGCAUUUUCCUCUAAAUGGCUAUAUAAGGCUAUAGUAAAAUCUUGUUAACACUCUAGAGGCCACAUUUAUAGUCCGAUCUUCAUGAAGUGAGCGACUUUGGGCCUUUCAGGCCCUCUUGUUAUGUAUUUUUUUACAUGUAACAUUUUACAACAUAAGUAUUAAUGCUUUUUGCUUUCAUAUUGUAUGUAGUGAUUUGAACAAUCAUUUUGAGUAUCGUUAACUGCAUGUUUAUUGGAUUUGUUCAGCCUAAAGCACUCCGUGACACGUUUUAGAAUUCCUUGUUUUAUAUACUUGUAUUCUAUUUUGGUCACUUUUGCAUUACUAUGCAUGUACUUAUUGCUUAUAUAUUGUUAGUUUGGUUUAUAUAACGAUGAACUGGAUUUGUUCAAGUUAUCUGAAUAAACUUUCUGUUCUGUU
Messenger RNA from Dreissena polymorpha, 3037 nucleotides. RefSeq lists its product as uncharacterized. Lineage: Eukaryota; Metazoa; Mollusca; Bivalvia; Myida; Dreissenidae. The record is from RefSeq and is a predicted model, not a curated record. The transcript has 9 exons. Bases 18 to 1295 code for a protein of 425 amino acids.